Molecule: messenger RNA, 1495 nt
Organism: Lindgomyces ingoldianus
Lineage: Eukaryota; Fungi; Ascomycota; Dothideomycetes; Pleosporales; Lindgomycetaceae
Product: acid protease
Exons: 3
Coding region: 22-1317 (431 amino acids)
Biological process (GO): proteolysis
Molecular function (GO): aspartic-type endopeptidase activity
Source: RefSeq, a predicted model, not a curated record
CACAGUCGAUCGACAUUUGCUAUGAGCCGCAAACUCAACCGUAUCAAUGCUGUCCCUAACCCGAACUAUGAACGUGUGGGCAUGCAGUCGUACGCCUCUCUUUUGAAGAAAUAUGACUUCGCGCCCACAACCGAAGGUCCCUAUCAGAAAACCGACCAGCCCGAGAAGGGCAUCAAGAAGCUGUUACGCAAGAAAAGUGUCGAGCCGUCGAAACAUUUGGCGAGAGUCAAUGAGCGAGGCAAACCCGGAGCGAUCAAAGCAAAUGAGGAGCAAAACGAUUCAAUGUACCUUUGUCCAGUGCAGAUUGGCACGCCUCCGCAGACAUUGAAUUUGAAUUUCGAUACUGGGAGUUCGGAUCUUUGGGUCUGGUCUACCAAACUCGAUAGCAGGACUAAGAAAUUCGGGUCAUCUACGCACAAAAUCUUCGACCCCAAAGCAUCCCGCACCUUCAAAAAGGUCCCUAACAACACAUGGAAGAUCCAAUACGGGGACAGAUCCACCGCCAGCGGCAUCGUGGGCACGGACAACGUGACUCUCGGCGGGCUCUGUGUCGAAAACCAAACCAUCGAACUGGCCUCCAAGAUCUCUCCACAAUUCACCCAAAGCGCCGGCGACGGCCUCCUCGGCCUCGCCUUCGGCAAAAUCAACUCCGUCAAACCCAAAGCCGUAGCCACCCCCGUAGAAAACAUGAUCUCGCAAGAAGACAUCAAAAAGGAACAAGAACUGUUUACGUGUUACCUAGGCAGCUGGCGCGACCUUGAAGAAGUCGAUCAAGGAGAAUCCUUCUACACAUUUGGAUACAUUGACGAGGACGUCAUAAAACGAUGUGAAGCGCCCCCGUAUUACACUCCCAUUGACACAUCCAACGGGUACUGGCAGUUCAAGUCGGAAUCCGCGACUAUCAAUGGCAGAACCAUCACCAGACCCAGUAACACGGCUAUCGCAGACACAGGCACAACCCUCGCACUCGUCGACGAUGCCAUGUGUGAAGCAAUCUAUUCUUGUAUCCCGGGUGCUAAGUUCUCAUACUCCCAACAGGGGUGGAUAUUCCCGAUCGGGACUCCGGAGGCUCAAAUACCCGUUGUGACGUUUGCGGUGGGGGAGAAGCAGUUUGCCCUGCAAAAGGAGGACUUUGGUUUCUCCAAGGUCGGGGAGAAGAUGCAGUAUGGAGGGAUUCAGUCGAGAGGCGAUACGGCAUUCGAUAUUUUGGGGGCUACGUGGUUGAAGGCCGUUUAUGUGAUUUUUGAUCAGGGGAAUAAGAGACUUGGGGCUUGUCAGAGGAUUGAGGGUACGCAGAAUAUUGGGUCGCCGGAGUAGACGGAGAGAGGGGGUGCAGUUAGAAGGAGGACUUCGUUGUUGCAUGGGGUUUGGCCGUGAACGUGAUGCGGGCUGUUGUCAAAGAUGUAAUAGUAGAGGUGGAGCGGUUGAGGAUGGGCGGUUGAGUCGUGGCUCUUUCUAUUAGUAACGUUCUGUUAUCCCUUUCACCCAAUCUAAU